Molecule: messenger RNA, 2718 nt
Organism: Limulus polyphemus (Atlantic horseshoe crab)
Lineage: Eukaryota; Metazoa; Arthropoda; Merostomata; Xiphosura; Limulidae
Exons: 3
Coding region: 23-1534 (503 amino acids)
Biological process (GO): SCF-dependent proteasomal ubiquitin-dependent protein catabolic process
Cellular component (GO): SCF ubiquitin ligase complex
Source: RefSeq, a predicted model, not a curated record
CACUUAAAGGUAGUAAAAAAGUAUGCCUCGGCGGAAAAGUGCAAAUAGUUUGAGAAAUAUUUGUCUCGAUAAUAUCUGUGCUAAUAUAGAUAGCUACUGGUUAGCUGAUUAUAUUAAAAAAUAUGAAUUCAACAGAUACAUAUAUGUUCUUGGACCAUUUGAUGAUGUUCCUGGACAAGUAAUUGAAGCUUUAAUCAUCAAAUUGAAAGAAAGUUGGUGUCUAAAGAAACAUCAUCUUGAGAUUUUAUUAAAUUCCCUUGUACGGAAUCUGGAUUUAAGUGGAUGGAAAGGAGAUGUAGGAAAUGUAUUAUUGUCUGCAGGAAAGAAAUGUUUAAAUAUCUUUAAUUUAAACUUAAAUGGAUGUCUCAAUAUUCAGAAAUCUGCACUUCUUCAAAUCCCAAACAGCUUUCCACACUUGAUUAUCUUAAACCUACAGAACACCAACACCAGUAAUACAAUGUUAGGAUGUAUUGGAGAACACUGUCCAAACCUUAGAGAACUGGACAUCACUAAUUGUCCUGUAUCUGACAUUGGACUGACCAGCAUGUGCCUGACUAUGAGCGAUCUAGAGAAGAGAUCACCUCGACAGCUGAGACUAACCAAGAUACAUGUUCUUGGAACAAAUAUUACAACAGCAGGUGUUUCAUGUUUGCUUCACUACAUACCAGCUCUUGAUCUUCUAAACUUUUCCAACACAUUUGGUUCAGUAGCAGAAUUACAUGAACAAAGACAAAGUCUUAACUUAACUCUACCAGAUGCAUUUAAACUCACUGCCCUCUCAGUUGAAUACCCCUUUGAGGAGUUUCUUCAAACAGAUGUCCUACACAUUGCUAUUCAGAUGUGUCCUUUUGUCACAAAAGUAACCAUUGUUCAUGUGGAGCUUGAGAACAGUGCUUUACCUCUGAUUGGCCAGUUUCAAAACCUCAGGGAGUUACUUUUAGUAGGGUCUGAUUCUGGUACAUCUGUUCUUGAAGAAGAACUGGAGUCAUUUUUACAAGUAAAGGGCUUUCAGUUAACAUUUUUGGAAUUGGGUGAAGUACCAGUGAUUGACUUGGCUUUAAUAGGCAGUCUUUGUUGUAAUUUAAAAGCUUUUAAAUUAUUUAUGGUGAAAGAAAUUAAAUGUUCUGCAUCAAACCAUGAAAUUUCAAUCUUCAGUAACCCUCGUCCCUUAUGUCACUUAAAGACUCUUGAUUUAGUAUUGGAAGAAAAUGGUGACGUGCCUCUUGUUGGAUGGCCUGUUUUGCUAUAUUCUUGUUUAGAACUUGAAGACUUGAAAGUGUCCUUUAGUCAAAGUCUUACAGAUGAAAUUUUAGCAAUUGUAAUGGAGUAUAAUCCAUUGAAAAGUUUGACACAUGUACAUUUUGAUCACUGUGUCUCUAUCACUGGGGAAACUCUGGGAAGACUUCUUAAAGUAGAGAGCAAACUUCAAGAUCUAAAAUCCUAUUGGAGCACAAAUGUCACUAGGAUAGACUUUGAAUGGUGUCAGAGAUAUGUGCAAGAAAAUAAUUUAGAUGUUAAAGUGGAAUGGAUGUAGUUAUUAAAGAAUAUAUGUGUAUAUCCCAUCCACCUCCAAAUGUUAUUUAAACUGUUUAGUUUCCCUAUAAAGUAGUAAAUAAACUUUCCAAAUUUGUUUUUGUUAAAAUAUGUUAAAUACACAAUUUAGCUCGCAAUUUGUUUGUCUUUUCAAUCAACCAUCAAUGUUCCACUAUCUGAUGUGGAGUAAGAGCCAAAACUAGAAAUAUGCUAAAGAAGUGACAAUUAAAAAAAAACUUUAACAUGAAAAGAAAAUACUUUCAGUAUGUUGGAAUAUUCUAAAAUUAAAAGUAAAACAUAAAUUAUACUUGUUUUUACUUAUUUUUACUUUUAUUUGGAUUAUAAAUAUUAUUGUAGUCACAACUGCUUUCCUAUUGCUACUUCAAUGUUAUGUGCCAGUUAAAUAAUGAAAUCAGAACUAUAAUCUUUGUAAUAACAACAAUAUGCUAUUCAUGUAAUCCAACAUCAAUAGUGUGCUUUAAGUUUUGAGGGAUUAUAACAAAGAAGACUAACAGAAUGUUAAUUAAACAAGAAGAAAAGAAAGUUAAGGAAUAGUAUUAACUAAGGUAAAGUCAAAACUAAGUAUCUAUAAAAUUAUUUUAUUUUAAUAUCAGAAGAGUCAAUCUGAUGACCUUUUAUCAGUAGUGUCAGCAGUGUUACGUCAGUCCAUAUCAUCUGGUAUUAAAAUAAAGUGUGUCAUUGAAUUGAUUUUUUUACAUGUGAAAAUAUGUACCAUGAGGCUUUUAGCAAUGUAACAACAUCUAGUAUUCCUUAGUUUGUUUUAGAAAAUGGCUUUAUUACAUCUUGUAAGUUAACUGUAGAUAACAAAAGAAUGAAUGGUGUAAUACAUAUAUAUAUAUAUAUAUAUAUAUGUAUGGAUUCUUUUAGAUUUUUAUUUAAGAAAAAGAUCAACCUUCACAAGCUGCCUGUGCUUUUGUUUUCAUAAUUUACUUGCAGAUUGAAAUUCCUGUGAGUAUUAAUUCAGGGAUUUGAGAUCUGUUAGAUUUUCUAAGUCAAGUAAGAGAAGAUUGUACAUACACAUUUUCAUAUUUAAGAUGGAAUUGAAAAAGUGACUAAGUUGUUCAAGGUUGUGUUAGGAAAUUUUUGAAAGCUAAUGUGAAAAAUGUAAGUUAAACAAAUACUUUUGUAUAUACAUAAGUGAAAUAAAUGUGGUUAACAUUUGUA